AUGCUUCGCCUGUUACCGUCUGUUUUUUAUCUUCUGUUAUCUGUCUGUUUCUUCUCUGCUAAUUCCAAUCCUCUGACAUCUAAUGCAACAGUACCGGUUGAUCUUCCUCCAGUUGUUGCUCCUACUGCCGCCCAAGUGGUCAAUUCACCACAAAACAAGAAUGAAUCAAGUAAAACAAAUGGUAUUGUUCAUACUUAUCUUUUAACUUUAUUCUACUACAAAAAUACGCAAGUCUAUAUCUAUAAUCCAACUACAAAUAACGAUGAAAAUCUACACGAUCCGGAGAAAUGGAUAUUUUUCUAUGUUCCAGUGAUGCUACCAACAACAGGCGAUGAACCUUGGAUUUGGACAGCUGGCAAUGAAACACGUAUCAAAUUAAUGUUAGGUAACGAAGAAAUCGAUCAACUGGCACGAAAAGCUGUUAUGAAUAAAUUCGAUUCAGCUUUAGUUAAAAAUUAUUCAAAAUUUUGGGAUAUUGCACCGUUGAUGAUCGAUUCACUUUCGGCUUAUGUAAUCGGUGGUGAUACUUCUCCAGUUGUCGGCGUACAACAUUAUCAUGCAAUCCAUCCAAAUACAUUGACAAUGACAAUGCGUUUUCAAUGUGCAACGAACGAAUUGGCAACUGACGUUGUACGUGGCAUCUUGAGAGGCGAUUAUGAAAUUGAAGUUUCUCUCUAUUUUGCUGAAUUUAAACAAGUGAAAACAAAUUAUGUUUCAAUUACAGCUGAUCAAUUGAAAAGUAUUUCAAGUAAGACAAGCGCCGAUGGAGGUAAUACAGAUGCACAGUAUAUUCAUCGUAAUCAAGCAUCGAAAUUUGUUGGACAUUAUGUCACAAAUGUAAAGAAAAUGGUCUACCUAGAAGAUCCAAAUACAAACACAUCGGCAUUAGAUAUCCAAGACACGUUUACUUCGUUGUUACAACAAGGUAUGGACAGUGCCAAACAAGAAACUUUAAAGGCCGAUCUCUACGGUCAAGUUUGGUCCUCGGCCGAUUUAAAUCCAGAUCAGAUAACCAGUGAAAUUAAUAAACUGUUUACCAAAAAUGCCUCUGAAUCUGAACUUCAUAGUUCUUCAGAUAAAUUGUACAGUGUUGAUAAGGAGCAUGCAGAAUCACUAUCGAAGAGCAGUUCAAAGGAAGGCGGAGCUGGCGUAUCGUUUCUUGGUAUCUCUGUCGGUGCCAAAGGUGGUUCAUCGUCUUCAACGUCCAGUUCAUUCUACGAUAAAUUGGCACAAACUGAUCACGAGAAAUAUUCACAAGAUGAUAUUAAAAAGAUGCUCAAUGAACAACAAGCUGAUUUUGAAUGGAACGGACAGAAAUUUAUUCCAAAAAGUUUUCAAGUCUACAAGUUGAGUGAUUUAACAAAUCGAUUGCAAGUAGCUAUUAUAGCGAAACAACUCACUAUCGAUAAAAAUCGUGGUGCUAUCAUAAGAACAAUCAAUACAAUGAAUAUUCCAAUUGGUAAUACUUCAUCUUUGAUAGAAGCUGCUCCACCUUUUCUCAUCGGUACAAUUCAACUGUAUGCUGGUGCGGCCUACCCACCUGUUCCCUGGCUUCUAUGUAAUGGUGCAACUGUUUCACGAACUCAAUAUAGACGAUUGUUUACCGUCCUUGGUCAACGAUACGGACCGGGUGAUGGAAAUUCUACCUUCAAUCUUCCUGAUCUUCGGGGACGAGUACCGGUUGGUGUAGACGAUUUGAGAAUACGUGUUUCUGGUGCCUAUCAAACUGGAGUCGGAGGGGGAAUGUCAACACAUCAAAUAACCAGCAAUCAGAUGCCAGUUCAUUCACAUAGUCCUGGCACACUUUCUACAGCAACCAGUGGAAAUCAUAUCCAUGAUAUUUAUGAUCCAGGACAUAAUCAUGGUGGAGAAACUGGUAAGUCACCUUAUAGUCAAGGUACUAUGACCUUUCAUACAUCACAAGGUGGGAAGGGAAACGAUCAUGGAGUGCAUUCACACACUAUUUAUAGAGGUUUAACUGGCAUCAGCGUUCAAUCAGCUGGUGCUCACUCUCACACCCUUUCUGGUGAAACUGGAUCAGUAGGAAAAAGCGAACAGUUUAGUCUGAUGCCACCAUAUCAAACGGUAAACUAUAUUAUUUAUGCUGACGAACAAGAUGAGUGA
Molecule: messenger RNA, 2124 nt
Organism: Didymodactylos carnosus
Lineage: Eukaryota; Metazoa; Rotifera; Eurotatoria; Philodinida; Philodinidae
Source: the annotation of a GenBank genome assembly